AUGGCGACUCAAUCUUUUCCUUCAACCCCGAAAGCGAAACCGCCGCUGGCUGCUCCUCCCACCCCAGAGGGUACCCUGACCCCUGGAAAAUGGCGACACCCUCAGCUGGAUGAGAUUGUCCGGCGCCAAAAUGCAGCUACGUUUGAUCAGAAAAACGUGAAGAAGCUGGUUUGGAACGGUGCAGCUUUGGCAAUCAGCUGGAUAUUUGGAUCUACCUUCAAAACCUACUCACGCCAAAUUUUUGAUACCAACCAUAUGUAUCAGGAAGUUCCGCUAUUCAUUCUCCAGCUCUUCUUCAUUUUCAAUGUUCUAAUGGCACUCUAUCCCCUCUUCCGGCCAAAGGACGACCUCUCCGAUAUCCCCCUUACCCCCACCCAACGCUCACUUCUUGGUUUGGAUCCUGCUGCCACACCACCAGCAACUCCUGGGACAACAUAUGUUACCCCACCCAGAUACCGACUUUCCACUUCACGCAAGGCCAGUCCUGCAAGCAGACAGAGCUCCCCCAUGUCCGCAAAUGCAAGCUUUUCUGAGCGACGCACUUCUAUCAGCACACCCUUCUCACCUGUCUCCAGCCCUCUGCUUUACAAAGCAAUGUCAAAUGGAGCAACCUCAAAUGGAGGCAGAGAAUCUGUUCAACGCCAGAGCUUCGGAUCUCAAAGCUUUGGGUCUCAGAGCUUUGGGUCCCAGAGCUUUGGAUCCACUUCCUCUCUGGCUCGAAGUAACUCCUUUGGAGAGUCGACCUCGAGCAUGGGCCCAAGUACGCCUUCCCCGCUUAUGGGAAAGCGUGGAAGUCUGGGAGUCAAGAACAAGUGGCUGUAUGAGAGGAGCCGGCGGUUUUCGGCCAGUGGAGGAACUCUGUAA
Messenger RNA from Penicillium vulpinum, 864 nucleotides. RefSeq lists its product as uncharacterized. The record is from RefSeq and is a predicted model, not a curated record. The transcript is spliced from 2 exons. Gene Ontology annotation, cellular component: nuclear pore transmembrane ring; nuclear outer membrane. Lineage: Eukaryota; Fungi; Ascomycota; Eurotiomycetes; Eurotiales; Aspergillaceae. Gene Ontology annotation, biological process: protein import into nucleus; spindle pole body duplication. Bases 1 to 864 code for a protein of 287 amino acids.